AUGAAGAAAGUGGAAUUAUUGUUCAUCCCAGUACCAGGUUCUGGCCAUCUUGUAUCAACCUUGCAGUUCGCAAAGAAUCUGAUCCGUCGAAAUGAUACGAUUUCGAUCACCAUUCUUUCUAUCCCAUCACCCCUCCCUUCCUCUUUAAGUUCAUACACAAAUUCCCUUGUAGCCUCAGAACCCAGAAUCCAACUAAUUGAUGUCCCUCAACCUCCAGCAAAACCACCUUCAACCGAGUCAUUCAAAUCACCAGCAAAAAUUUUCUCUCUUUACAUUGAAACCCACCUGCCCAAUAUCAGAAACAUCAUCACAGAAAUUGUCUCAUCGCACGCCAAAUCAGACUCUGUUCGUGUUGCUGGGAUAGUGGUUGAUUUCUUCUGUGCAUCCAUGAUUGAUGUGGCCAAGGAACUCCAUCUUCCUUCUUACCUUUUCAUGACAAGCAAUACAGGAUAUCUUUCUUUCAUGCUCCAUCUUCCAGCCUAUCAUGAGCAAAAUGGUGAAGUGCCUAAAGACUCAGAUCCUGAAUGGUUAAUCAAAGGUAUUGAAAUUCCUGUUCCUCCUAGAGUUCUUCCUGUGGCUUUGACAGACGGUAGCUACUCUGCUUAUGUUAAGCUUGCUUCAAGGUUUAGAGAGACCAAAGGCAUUAUAGUAAACACAUUUCUUGAGUUAGAGACGCAUGCUAUCAACUCAUUUUCCGAUGAUGAUCAAACCCCUCCGCUGUACCCAGUUGGCCCGGUGAUCGAUCUAGACGACGGUCUGGCUCAUUCCAACCUAGAGCAGGCACAACGUGACAGGAUCAUCAAAUGGCUUGAUGACCAGCCUCAGUCCUCUGUUGUGUUUCUGUGUUUUGGAAGCAUGGGGAGCUUUGAGGCAGAGCAAGUGAAAGAGAUAGCUGCUGGGCUUGAACAUAGUGGGCAGAGGUUCUUGUGGGCUCUGCGCAUGCCACCACCCGGAGGCAAAGGCAUGAUGCCAAGUGAUAGCUCAAACCUUGAGGAGGUUUUGCCAGAUGGGUUUUUGGAGAGGACCCAUGGGAAAGGACUUAUCUGCGGGUGGGCCCCGCAGGUGGAAGUCUUAGCCCACAAGACAAUCGGUGGGUUUGUUUCUCAUUGUGGGUGGAAUUCAAUCUUGGAGAGCUUGUGGCAUGGGGUGCCUAUUGUGACAUGGCCCAUGUAUGCAGAGCAACAGCUAAAUGCUUUUAGAAUGGUGAAGGAGUUGGGAUUGGCAAUUGAGAUGAGGCUGGACUACAAGAAAGGUAGUGGGGAGGUGGUGGGGGCAGAUGAGAUUGAGAGAGCUGUGGUUGCUGUCAUGGACAUGGAUAGUGAGGUGAGGAAGAAAGUGAAAGAGAUGGGAGAGAUGACCAGAAAAGCUGUAAAGGAUGGUGGAUCUUCUUUUGCUUCUGUGGGAAGAUUUAUUGAGGAUGUGAUUGGGAACAAUUGUGGUUCCAAUUGA
This is a messenger RNA of Prunus armeniaca (apricot), 1449 nucleotides long. The record is from the annotation of a GenBank genome assembly. NCBI's taxonomy places the organism in Eukaryota, Viridiplantae, Streptophyta, Magnoliopsida, Rosales, Rosaceae.